CCACGCAUGCAGCUGCAUGAGCAUGAGCAGGUGGUGCCAAUGGUCCAAGCCCAAUCCUUCGCCUAAAGCAAUAAUGAGCUGUGUGGUUGACGGUUCGGUGACAAAUGAGAUACUAUGGUACAUUUUUUUGACAGCUUUUCCAGUGAUCCAAGCCCAACCCUUCCGCUAAAGCAACGAAGCCGUCGUGGGGCAAGUCGGUGGCAAAGGAGAUGGUGGCAGACAGCUUUUCAUCCCCCCCGCAUUUUUGCCUUUCAGGUGAAACUGGCCGGCACUGCGGGCGUGCGGGUGGAGGAGCUCACGCCCCACCGAUCCGUCGUGAAAGUUGCCAACGUCCGACGAGUGCAGAACCACAUCGGGAGCGUGCACGCGUGCGGCAUGGCUCUCGCCGCGGAAUCCGCCACGGGAAUCCUGGUCGGCAUGAGCGUGCCCGACAGCCGGCUGCCCCUGUGCAAGAGCAUGGCGAUCGAUUUCACAAGGCUGUCGCAAGGCGAUGUAACGGCCGUGGCGGAGCUAAGCGAAGAGCAACUUACGGCCGUUCGAGACCAAGAGAAGGGGGAGGCGAAUGUACAGGUGACGGUUACAGAUGAAUCCGGGAAAGAGCCUAUCCGAGCGGAGUUCGUGUGGGCCUGGGUCCCCAAGCGACGGAAAAAAUAAUACGUCGUAAAGAGGAAGGGUUGUGAAUAGAAACAUGUAGAAUAGUCGGUGGAAACGGCCACGCUGUGGGUACUAAGGAUAGCGAGAAUGGUGUAUGGAAAGAGCACUGAGGUUCGUUCUGGGCGCUACUCUGUUUGCCAGAGGGCACCCGGGGUGGGUGGGGGGUGGGGUGGGGUGGGGGGGUCCCCUUGCGCUGAGCUGCGUUAGGCAAUUGUUUUGCUGCAAGUUCGGAACGUUCCUGAGACGGGCGGCUUGGGCUUCUUGUCGUACCAAGUGAUGUUGUUGUUGAUGUUGUUGUUGUUAGGAAACAUAAAUACAAACACAGAAAUACCACCCAUUCGAGAUAUGACCACAGUCGAACGGGAUGUGUUGAAGUCUUAACAGUGUAUGGGGAAACCUGCUGGGUACAUGGCAUAUUUAGAGUCUAUUUAUGUUGUUGUUGUUGUUGUUGUUGUUGUUGUUGUUGUUGUUGUUGUUGUUGUUGUUGUUGUUUUUUGGCCAACAAAAGCCACCCAGGUCUUACCUCAUAUCCGUACCGACCGGGUGAUCCAACGUACCCGUGAAAAAGGUGAAGAGAGCCG
Molecule: messenger RNA, 1235 nt
Organism: Ectocarpus siliculosus
Lineage: Eukaryota; Phaeophyceae; Ectocarpales; Ectocarpaceae
Source: the annotation of a GenBank genome assembly